Octopus bimaculoides (California two-spot octopus) is the source of this 4279-nucleotide messenger RNA. Its product is annotated as puromycin-sensitive aminopeptidase. Gene Ontology annotation, cellular component: membrane; cytoplasm. The record is from RefSeq and is a predicted model, not a curated record. Gene Ontology annotation, molecular function: peptide binding; zinc ion binding; metalloaminopeptidase activity. NCBI's taxonomy places the organism in Eukaryota, Metazoa, Mollusca, Cephalopoda, Octopoda, Octopodidae. Gene Ontology annotation, biological process: peptide catabolic process; proteolysis.
AUAUAUAUUUCAACACCCGGGGAUAUACCCCCCAUUUGUACCGCAUAUUCUCAUUCAUUGCUUGUCUUACAUCUCACAGUCUGCUUUUUUUUUAUAGUCUCUCAUUCAACAACAGUCAAUCGACUCCGGCUUGUUGUUAUUUAUUUUAGCUUUCUGAAAAAAGCUGCCACUUCAUUCACCAUUUAUUACUACCACCUGCACCAACGCCGCUGCUGCUCGCGCCACCAUUGUCAUUCAUUGCCACCAACAUCAUCGUUAAUUAGAAGACCCUGAGACAUGGCUGAGAGACGUCCGUUCGAACACCUACCUUCAUCUGUUAUACCCAUCAACUAUGCCCUGCUGUUUCAGCCAGAUUUGGAGGCAUUCACGUUCACCGGAUCCGGUGAUAUUAAUGUCCAAAUCAAAGAACCUGUUGAAUCAUUCAAGUUAAAUGCUGCUGAACUCACUGUUUCUAAAGCUUCUUUCCGUUAUGAAGGUGGAGAACCAGUUGACCUGACUAUUUCCUACGUUAAGGAAAAUGAAAACGUCAUAUUCUCUUCUUCUGGUACUUUCAAGAUUGGUUUCGGUGUGCUGCACAUUGAGUUUGCAGGGGAUCUCAAUGAUCGAAUGCGAGGUUUUUACCACAGCCAGUACACAGUUUCCAGUGGCAGAGUUGUUCAUUUGGCAGUCACUCAGUUUGAGUCGACAGAUGCCCGUCGUGCAUUCCCUUGCUGGGAUGAACCCUCAUUCAAGGCUACUUUUGACAUCACUUUAGUUUUUCCUAAUCAUUUAACAGGCUUAUCAAAUAUGCCAGUUACUGAAGAGAAAACUCACUCAACUGACCCCAAGCUGAAGGUGAUGAAGUUUGAAAGGAGUCCUAAAAUGUCAACAUAUUUGUUGGCAUUUAUAAUUGGUGAAUUUGACUACCUGGAAGGUAGAGAUUCAGAUGACGUCCUCGUUCGCGUUUAUACACCAUUGGAGAAGAAGGAUCAAGGACAGUUUGCUCUUGACGUAACUGUGAAAACACUGCCAUUUUACAAGAGCUACUUCAAUAUUGCUUAUCCACUGCCAAAAAUUGACCUUAUUGCAAUUCCUGAUUUUCUGAGUGGUGCCAUGGAAAACUGGGGCUUGGUGACAUACAGAGAAAAUACUUUGCUCAUUGAUGCCGAAGACUCUAGUGCUAAAUCCCGACAGCUUGUUGCACUUGUAAUCGGUCAUGAGCUUGCACACAUGUGGUUUGGAAACCUUGUCACCAUGGAAUGGUGGACUCACUUGUGGUUGAACGAAGGUUUUGCUUCCUGGAUUGAAUACCUCUGUGUCGAUAAACUGUUUCCAGAUUUUGAAAUCUGGACCCAGUUUGUCACUUCUGAUCUUGCAGCUGCCCUCAAGCUUGAUGCCUUACACACAAGUCAUCCCAUUGAGGUUCCAGUUGGUCACCCAUCAGAAGUAGAUGAAAUCUUUGAUGCUAUUUCCUAUUGUAAAGGAGCAUCAGUCAUCAGAAUGUUACACAACUACAUCGAAGAUACUGAUUUCAAAAAAGGCAUGAAUUCUUAUCUAACGAAAUUCAUGUACAAGAACGCUGCAACUGAAGAUCUCUGGGAUGCAUUGGAAGGUGCUAGUGGCAAACCAAUCAAGAGAGUUAUGAGCACUUGGACAUCUCAGAUGGGUUAUCCCGUUGUCAAAGUCAGUGAAACAAAGGAAGACAAUCGUCGUGUUCUACAUCUGACCCAAAUGAAAUUCUGUGCUGAUGGUAAAGUGGAAGAUAAAACUUCAAGAUGGAUGAUUCCUAUUGAUAUUACAACCUCUUCAAGUAUUCAGAAACCAGUGAAGAAAGUUCUGAUGGAAGGUGGAAAGAUGGAAGUGGUUCUUGACAAUGUCAAACCUGAUGAAUGGGUGUUGUUAAACUGCAACUCAGUUGGUGUGUAUCGAGUGCAAUACAGCAGCGACAUGUUGCAAUCUCUGUUGAAAGGAAUUGUCAACAAAACCAUUCUGCCUACCAAUAGACUAGCAUUACAGAGUGAUCUGUUUGCUUUGUCUCGCGCUGGUAUGGUGUCGACCGUUGAAGUGCUGAAGUUUGUCCAGUCAUACACAAACGAGGACAACUACACAGUUUGGAAUGACUUGGCACAGAACCUAACCAAUAUUGCUCUCCUGCUUCAGUACACCAAGUACUAUGACCAGUACAAAGUGUUUGUUCGUAACUUGUUCAGGAAGAUAGCUGCAAAGGUUGGCUGGGAAGCUACAAAAGAAGAGAAUCACUUAACAACAUUAUUAAGGGACUUGGUGCUCUGCCGUAUGGGUCGCUAUGGUGAUGCAGCUGUCUUGGAAGAAUCCCGUAAAAGGUUCCAGCAUCAUGUGUCUGGGGAGAAGCCCCUUCCUGCUGAUCUGAAAUCUCCUGUUUACCUGACAGUUAUCUGUCAUGGAGAUGAAGAAGUAUUAACAUCUAUGUUGGAGUUGUACGAGAAAGCCCAGAUGCAGGAAGAAAUGGUUCGAAUCAGCCGAACAAUUGGUGCAGUUACUGAGAGUAAGCUCAUCACUAGAGUCCUGCAAUUUGCCAUUUCUGAUAAAGUUCGCAGCCAAGACACAGUUUUUGUGAUUGCUGGUGUAACAGGGUCUGUGUUGGGGAGGGAAAUGGCAUGGCAGUUUGUGAGGGAUCACUGGCAGUUUUUCUAUGAGAGAUACCAAGGUGGAGCACUGAUUGCCAGACUUCUUAAGUUCACUACUGAGAAUUUUGCAUCUGAAAAUCGAGCAAAUGAAGUUGAGGAAUUCUUUGCAGCCCACCCAGCUGCUUCUGCAACCCGUAACAUUCAGCAGUCCUGUGAAAAUAUCAGACUGAAUGCCCGGUGGUUAGCUCUUGAGUCGGAAGAAGUUGGUAAAUUUUUAGAUGACAUCAAGGAAGAUUAAGGGCCACACACGCACACAUACAUAAUAUACACACGUAUAUAUACAUAUAUACAGUUUUCUUUCUUGUUUAUUUUUUUUUACCUUUUUCCUGGUUUUUUUUUUACCUUCUGUAACGGGAGAGAAAGUGUAUUCACUUCAAGCAGUCAUUCAAAUACCUUAGUCCAUAACAUUUCCAGUUCCCUAAAAUCUGAUUUUCUCAGCUUUUAGAUGAUGCAAUUUGUCUUUUCUCUCUCUUCACUAAAGUUGAAAAUUAUGCAUGGAAAACAAUAGCCAAGUUAGUUUUUUUAAUAUCUAAUAAUUCAUGUGAUAUUAAAAUGAAAAAUUAAUUAGGAUUCGAUAUGCUGCAAUAGAAUAUAUUAGCCAUUAACUAUUUCCUUUUAAAUAAUUUCAAUAAUUUAAUCUUGAAAAUAUUCCAUUUUCUUCUACCAACAAAUGUAAUCUUUUAUGUAUAUUUACUGAGGGAAUCUUACAUAAUAUCUUCAGCUGACUGUGCUUUACUGAUGAGAUCAGAAUAAGACCAAAACCUAUCUCCAUAUAUGUUUAGAUUCUGCAUUUUUAUGUCUGGUUCAAUAUUGUAUAUUUUCAACAUACAGAUAUUAUUUAGCAUAUAAUAAUAUCAAUGAAAUAAAAAUGUCAAGGCACAGUUAGCUUUUUUACUUUUGCUUUCCCCAUCCUUUUGGCCUUUAUUUACUCUAACCCCCCCAGUUAGACAGCAGAUACAGGCUUCAGAUAUUUUGGGUCAUUAUGUCAGAUUAAUGUUAUUGAGCAUCAAUCCAAUGAUUUCUGGGUUUUUUUGCUACAUCUUGGUACCAUCAAAUGUCCACACAUUCUUCACAACUUCUAACUCUUCUUGGUGCUACACCUUUUCCUCGUCCACCAUUUAUGUUUCUCUCAUGUACAACUAACCUGAAAUCGAGCUUUGUCCUUAGUGGUUGUGGAAGUUGGCCGUCCUGGCCGGGGUUCAUCUGUGACCUCGAAAUGACCAGUCCAUAACCUCAACACCCGGAUUUUCACUGUGGAAUGAGAUGGGCAGCAAUCCUUCAAGACUUCCUUCCUCUUGCCAUGGAUUUCUGCUGUUCCUUUUUCUUGCAAAAAGAGGAACUUCAUGAUGCCCCCUGCUUCAAUCUUAUCAAAAUCCAUUGUAGGAGCUGCCAUCAUGCAUUAAACCUGCAAAAAACAGAAAGACACAUUGUAUACUAUCAUGGUAUUUUUUUGCAUAUCUUCUCCUAAAUAGUUGUCUUACCAUCCUUGUAAAGGUAACAGCUCUACCCCUUUUGCAAUACCCUUAGAGCCAGGAACUUCUCAGCACCCACCCCUCAUAUUUUUUUUACCACUUAUUCUUUCUCUUUUUCAAUCAAUUACUUGACUUAAUUACUAUUGCCAAUCUCUUUCUGAC